This is a messenger RNA of Camelina sativa (false flax), 2409 nucleotides long. Lineage: Eukaryota; Viridiplantae; Streptophyta; Magnoliopsida; Brassicales; Brassicaceae. The record is from RefSeq and is a predicted model, not a curated record.
AGCCAUAAUCAUAGCCCAUCACAAACCAAAACGAAAUUAGAGGGUAACGAUGACUCCAAACCAGUCUUAUUCCUUUCCUGGUCUUGUUGUUGUUACCUUGUAUUUCGUUUUCUCGUUUUCCUUUGUCAUAUACACUUUCGCUUCUCCCACGUUCCACCAUUGCCGCCAUGACCAGAGGGAUGUUCUUCUGGAGAUCAAACACGAGUUUCCGGUAAAUGAAUCCAACCGUGUUUAUAAUUUGAGUUCAUGGAAGAAGAGCAGUGAUUGCUGUUCUUGGGAGGGUGUCACGUGCGAUGAUAAAUCUGGCAAGGUGAUUUCACUUUACCUUUCCAACAUCCCUUUGAACAAAAACUCUUUGAAACCAAAUAGUAGUCUUUUCAAACUCCAGUAUCUUCAAAACCUAGCCCUUGGCAAUCUUUAUGGAGAGAUUCCUUCUUCAUUAGGAAACCUUUCUCAUCUCAUGGAGCUUGAUCUUUCGUAUAAUGAAUUGGUUGGUCAAAUUCCAGCUUCAGUGGGAAACUUGACCCAACUAAGGAGCCUCGAGCUGGGCGAUAACAAAUUAAGCGGCAAAAUACCUGACAUGAGUAGAGUCCAGUCCUUGGAGUCUUUUGAUGUGCGUAGAAACUCGUUUUCUGGGUCUUUUCCUACAUCCUUGUUCACGAUUUCUUCGUUACAAUUUGUUUCUUUGCAGAAUAACCUCUUCGAGGGACCUAUAGAUUUUGGGAAUACAUCUUCAUUUUCUAAACUUUCUUAUCUAAACCUUUUUCAUAACAAACUCGAUGGCCCAAUCCCUGAGUCUAUAUUUAAAUUUCUCAGUCUCGACAUCUUAGAUCUUAGUUCCAACAAUUUCAUUGGGCCCAUCCCCAAAUCUAUAUCUCAGUUAGUCCACCUCACUCGUCUUAGACUUUCCAAUAAUAGGUUGGAAGGUAAAAUACCAGGUUGCUUAUGGAAGUUAUUUGAGUUGAAACUUUCUAACAACUCUUUUAGCAGUUUUGAAAAACCAUUACAAGUUUACGAUCGAGAAAUUAUGCGUGUUUUGCUUCUUGAUUCGAAUUCAUUUCGUGGACCAUUUCUCCAUUGGAUCUGCAAGAUUAAAAAAUCUUUGAUGCUGUUAGAUCUGUCCAACAAUAUGUUUAUCGGAUCAAUUCCUCAAUGUUUAAGGGAUUUCACUGAUGCCCUAGAAGUGUUUAAUCUGCAAAACAACAAUUUCAGUGGAACUGUUCCAGAUAUGUUUGUCAAUGCUACUGAGUUAAGGGCACUUGACAUUAGUCGCAACCAGUUGGAAGGAAAGCUUCCAAAAUCCUUGCAUAACUGCAAAGAUCUGGAAAUUUUGAAUGUUGAAAGCAACCACUUCAAGGAUAAGUUUCCAUUUUGGUUGGGUUCUCUAUCAUCGUUAAACAUCCUCAUCCUCCGAUCAAACCAAUUUUAUGGGCCGUUGUAUCAUCAAAAUGUAUCCAUUGGGUUUCAAAAUGUAAAAAUCGUCGAUGUCUCGCAUAAUGGCUUCAGUGGAACCAUCCCUGCUUUCUAUUUUUCCAACUGGCGUGAAAUGAUCACAUUAAACGCGGAUGAUGAAUACAUGGAGAUUAUUGUGCAUUACGAUGACCACUACCGUUAUUCGAUGGAAAUGGUGCAUAAAGGAGUAGAUACAGAAUUUGAGAGGAUCCGAAAAGACUUCAUAGCCAUUGACUUUUCAGAAAACAAAUUUUGUGGGAACAUCCCUGAAUCUAUUGGAUUGUUAAAGGAAUUGCAUCUGCUCAACUUGUCUGGUAAUGCAUUCACAAGCAACAUACCUCAGUCAUUGGCUAAUUUGACAAACCUUGAGGCAUUAGACCUAUCCCGGAAUAAUUUGUCAGGUCAAAUUCCUCAACAUCUUGGUAUCCUCUCCUUUCUCUCCACCAUGAACUUCUCCUACAACAAUCUUGAAGGUCCAAUACCUCGAGGCACACAGUUUCAGCGCCAAAAUUGUUCUUCAUUUAUGGACAAUCCCAAACUCACCAAUCUCAAGGACAUCUGUGGAAAACCUCCUGUCCCAAGUCUUACACCACAAGAAACAGAGGAAAUGUUAAAACCCGAUGAACAAGUGAUCAUUUACUGGAUAGCAGCCGCAAUAGCAUAUGGGCCUGGUGUUUUCUGCGGAUUGGUGAUUGGAAAUAUCUUCGUUUCACGCAACCAUGAGUGGUUCGUGGAAAAGUUUGGUAGAAACAAGCCCAGAGCAGUCAUCAGAAGUGCUCGUUGACCACUUUCGCUUGUCCUCUCUAUACGUAUUUGUGAAGUUUGAUAGAAUGUGCUCGUUGACCACCUCCGUUUGUGUUUUGUAAUUUCCUAUAUGUAUUUAUGGUUUUUGUAAUAAACAUCUUUGACGGAUGUGUCAACGAACCUAGUCCAUGUUACAUUUCCCAAACACUCUUU